Messenger RNA from Diversispora eburnea, 1065 nucleotides. The record is from the annotation of a GenBank genome assembly. NCBI's taxonomy places the organism in Eukaryota, Fungi, Glomeromycota, Glomeromycetes, Diversisporales, Diversisporaceae.
AUGCAAUUUCCAAGUGAAUUUAGUGAAGAAACAAAGAAACUUCUUUCAUUUUGGCGUGAUAUUAUCCUUGAAAGACAUAAAGAUGAUGAUGAUGAAAUUUUUGGUAGUGACCCUUUGUUAAUAAUUGAAUACAAUCAACCAGGUCUUCUUCGCCGAAAUAUCACACCAAAUAAUGUUGCCCAAGUAAUCAGAGGUACACCAUUAUAUGCCCCAAUUCCAUUUCCCAACGUCGAAGCCCCACCACAAUCAAAUUCCGUUUUUGCAUUCAAUCGCAUGCAAACAAUGGACAAUGCUAUCAAAAGAUUAUAUGAAGCGUAUCAUAAUGUUCUGUAUCCAAUUGUUGGGAGAGUAUAUGAAAAAGGAUUAAAUAAAAAGUGUAAAAAACAAAUUAAAACUAUAGAACCACUUAAAAAUUUAUCAUAUGAUAUAGACAUGACAUCAAAAGUUCUUCGUGCUAAUUAUGAAAUAAUUUGUGAAAAUAAAAUAAAAUUUACGAAUGAAGAAUCAAAAGUUCGUUUUGAUUCUAUCGAAGACGCUAUUAAAGAUUUUGCGGAAGGCAAAUUUUUGUUGGUAGUCGAUAAUGAAGGCCGUGAAAAUGAAGGAGAUCUAAUGAUUGCCGCAGAAAAAAUGAUUACAGAAAAGAUGGCAUUCAUGGUUCGACACACUGGAUCAAUUACAAUUACUUUAAUUGUGUUACAUAAUACCGAGAAAAUGAAGACUGCAUAUACUAUAUCUGUAGAUUAUAGUCAUAGCACGACAACUGGUGUAUCGGCACAUGUUCGUGCUUUGACGGCACGUUCACUAGCAAAUCCCGAAAUCGAUAAUCCUGAUGAUUUCAAUCGACCUGGUCAUAUAAUUCCAUUAAGAUAUGCCGAAGGUGGUAUAUUAAAAAGGAUUGGUCAUACUGAAGCAUCAAUAGACUUAUGUAAAUUGGCCGGUUUACAACCUGUUGGUGAAAUAGUUAAAGAUGAUGGUUCGAUGACACAUCGUGAUGAUUGUCGCGAGCUUGCUGAUGAACAUGGAUUAAAAUUGAUUAGCAUCGAGGAUAUUAUUAAAUAUCGGUAA